Molecule: messenger RNA, 8080 nt
Organism: Glycine soja
Lineage: Eukaryota; Viridiplantae; Streptophyta; Magnoliopsida; Fabales; Fabaceae
Exons: 13
Coding region: 221-7873 (2550 amino acids)
Biological process (GO): maturation of LSU-rRNA from tricistronic rRNA transcript (SSU-rRNA, 5.8S rRNA, LSU-rRNA); maturation of 5.8S rRNA from tricistronic rRNA transcript (SSU-rRNA, 5.8S rRNA, LSU-rRNA)
Cellular component (GO): nucleolus
Source: RefSeq, a predicted model, not a curated record
AAUAAUAAUCAAAUUGAUAGUUUAAUCUUUUAAAUUACGAGCCAAAACGAAGCCGUUUAAUUGCUUUAGAGUUUAACCUACGCCCCUGCCCGCUUUCGGCGCAAGACACAGUCCCACAUAACACUAUAGACGUCAGUGGCGGGAGCGAAGUGGCGCUCCAACCUCCCUCACCGUGCCGCACUCCCUCCUCCGUCUUCCACCGCCAUCCACCGCCGCGUAUAUGGAGGAACCCGCCGCGUAUAUGGAGGAACCCGCCGCAGUUCCAAACUUCCAACCUAAAGUUAGCCACGAAGCGAAGCUGAAAGAACUGCUCCACCGAAUCACCUCUCUGGAGAUAAAGCUAUGCUCCGACGCCGCCAAAGAGUUCGCGAAGCUCCUCAAGUCCGAGACCGGCGCCGACCUCCUCCGCGAGUACGUGCGCGGCUCGCCGAAGUGCUCGGAGCUUCUCGAGGCGUGGAAGCUUCGCGAGGGAAAGCAAGGCAUGAACUACGUGUUCGACCUAAUCUCCGCCAUUCUCAGCCAAAGUAAAGGUAAGUACAACCCUAGCGACAUCGAAAGCGUGAAUAUUACUAAGGAUUUGGAUAAAUUCGCGCGGUUACUGAUUUCCGAACGCUUGAGUGAUAUCCACAAGGAGGUGAAUAGCAAGGAGUGGCGGAGGCAGAAGGCGGCAUUGUUACUCAUGGCUUCGAUUGCGCGGCGCGGUGCGAGCUUGGCGUCGGAGGUGGCGAAGAGCUUCGAUUUCAAGCUCGCUGAGUUCGGGAGGAUCGCGUCGGAGCACCGGAGAAGGAAGCCAGAGGCGAGGGUAGGGUUGCUGCGGAAGUCGUUUGUCGGAUUCGCGAUGUCGUUUUUGGAGGUCGGGAAGCCGUGGCUGUUGCGGUGGGUUUUGCAGCAGAAACAGAUGUAUUCUGGCGUUCUCAGAGGAUUAGGAAACGAUGAUGAUGAAACUGUGGUGUUUGUGUUAACGGUGUUGAGAGAUAGGGUUCUUGUGGAAGAGUCUUUGGUGCAGCCGUGGCUUCGGAGUGUUUUGUUUGGGAGUGCCACGUUGGAACAGUUGGCUGAGGUGUGUGGAAGGGAAGGUGGUGGUGAUGCUGCGGAGGUGGCGUUUGGUGUGCUUGUUAGGGUUUGUACUGAUCCGAGUAAUGGUUUGAUGCCUGACUCGAAAAUGGGGUUGACGGGUAAUACGAAGAGGGUCUUGGAUUUCAUGAAGAAGCUGCGGGUUACGGAAGUUCAGUAUCAUAAGGACUUGCUUUUGGCUAUUGUUGAGGCCAAUGCUUCUUUUGGGUUGUCGUAUUUGAAGGAGUUUCCUUACAACAUCGAUAAUUUCAAGUCUUCUUCAUGGAUUUCUGCAUUAUCUGUGGCAGCUCAGUUGGUUUCAUUGGUGGGUAAUGGCAUAUCCAAAGAAUCUGUCAAUUUUCAAUCAAAUGGUCCGCGCCUGUUUGACAAUAUGGAUUUGCACAGUAUUGUGAAGUGCUUGUUUCCUCGACCAUUCAGCAGAUCAUUGUUUAAUAAGGGAUUGCCUCACAUUGAACCUUAUGUGAAACAUGGUACUCUAAGGCUUCUUCUGGAGUUACUGAAAUUGCUGGACUCUAUUUUUGGUGGUUUGUAUUGUAAUUCUAAUUCCAACAAUCCAUUCAUGCAACAUAUGAUGUCUAUCAAGGUCGAAAUCCAGAAUUAUGUUCAAGCAUUUCUUCCCGAUCUGCAGGUUUUAUUAAAUCUACUUUCCUCUUUAGAUGCCAAUUCUGAAGCCCGUAACUCAAGUUUAAAGAGAAAUGCAUGCCAUCAUGAACAUAAUAGCAGUAGUAGGAAGAAGUUAAAACUUGACACUUCGGAGAGUGGUGAUAUAGAUAUAGUUGUUGCUGGGAUAAUUUCUACUCCAGAUAUUGAUUUGACUGGCAACAGUGAAACAGUUGACGGUGGAGCAAGAGAAGAUGCUUUGGAUGAUGAAGAGGAUCUCAAGAAUAGCAUAGGCGAAAUUUGGGGCGUGGACCUUUGUUCGAUGGAAAUUAACACAUUGGAAGAAAUGGAAUCAUACUUACUGUCUAAACUGCUUGAUGCUCUCAGAUAUUACCGCCGUGCUCUGCCUUAUGCUUUGGAUAAUUCUUUUGAAACAUUCAAGGGUCUUCUCAAAAGCCCAUUGGAAUUAACAAGUCAUCUGCAGGUCUCAGUGUUGUCUUUGCUUGUGGAAUACAUUGAAUGGUGUCCUGACGAUGUAAUUCCUAUCAGAACUCCACCCAUGUUGUACAAAUACCUACAACCAUUCAUUAAAUUGUUAAUGUUUUCUCCGUACAAUGAAACAAGGGAUCUGGCAUACAAGCUGGCCUUGGCAGCUAUGUUCAGUACUGGUGCUUUUGAUGGGAAUCUUCACGAGAUAGCAGCAUGGUUUUUAUUUUUACCAGGUUAUCAUGGAAAGAAACCCCCUGUCAAAAUCUUGGAGGUUGAUGUAUUACAGAGUUUGACUCUAUUUGUCAUAUCAUUCUUGUGCGAUGCCGUUUCUACCCUUGGGAAUAAUUUAAUUAAAUAUUGGGAUAUUCUUAAGAAUCAUGCCCAUUGUUUGGAAGGUGGUGACGAUUUAUCACCUCAAUUUAGCCCUUUUAUCAUAUGCGUGCUAGAGAAGUGUCUAAAGGUGAUCCGACCUAAAUCAGGAUUCUGCUCAUUGCCUAAAAAAUCAAUGGUAUUAUUAUACACUUGCAAUACAGUCAAGUAUCUCUUGCAAACACAGGUCAACGCUGAAUUGUUAUCUGCUUUAGUUCAUGCAGACUUGACAGAGAGACUUGGUGGCAGUUAUGAAUGUGAUGAAGUCUUUCCUGAGUGGAAGCCACUGGAGGAUUUAUUGGACUUUGUGGAGAGCAUAUUACACCAACAAAAUUAUUGCAUUUUCUCUAAAAAUGAAGAAUCUGUCCUUCCUGAUAGUUCUUUGGGAAGUGCGCUUGGUAGUGUAAAUAGAUUGUUGAAUAGUGGGUCUGGUCAUGAGAUUGCUGAAACAACCAUAGCUUUCAUAUCCUCCAUUAUAUUGGAAGGCACCAAUAAAAUAUUGACAAAUAUGCCAUCACAUGCGGUCAUUCCACAUGACUUAGUUGGAGUUCCUUUCUCGCUCUUAUUAUCAGUACUUUUUCUUGAUUAUAGUGUUCUUCACCAUGCUUCUAAGUUGUGGCCUGCAAUGUUUUAUGCUGGCUUGGAUAUGGCCAUGUCAGAUCUUGGUAUUGAUGGUCGAAAUGCAGCUCCUGUUGGGACUUCUGAUCUUGCAUUGCAUCCAGAUUCACUAACUUGUAGCCAACUUUUAGAUGCUUCUGAAGUUGAUGCUGUUACAUUUAGUAUCUUUCUAAAACAGGUGCCUUUCCAUGUGAUAUUUCCUGCGAUGAUGUGUAUGAGUGGUCCUUACAUAUCAAAGCUAUCUAAAAUUCAAGAGUUUUUACUGCAUAAAUUAUCUGAGUCAAAUGAUAGCUCGCUCCUUCCCAAUCUGCGACUCAUUCUGUUCUGGACUCAUCGGAUUCAGUCUUGUUAUGAUGUUAACCCAAUAGCUGAAAUUGAACAACUUUUGAAUCUGUGUGUUAUUCUUGUAGGCAGCUUGUUAGCUCAAUUAUUGGUUCCAGAAAGUGGUUAUGACUGGUCUAUAAACUCUGCCUUUUAUUCAUCAAGACGUAACAUUCAAGUGAUUAAAACCAUUUUUUGUCAUCCUUGUGUUUUGAUCUCGUUAUCCUUUUCUUUGGGAAGUUGUCAGAACCUUGCAAAUGGAAAUGUAGAGAAUGAUUUCAAUAUGCUAAAUGUAGUAUCCAACGAGGGGUUUCACAACUUUGGCAAUCCAAUUUUAAAGAUAUUAACAAUGACUCUAGAGUACAUGUGGUCUUUAUUUGGUGCCCACCUUUGUCCGUCUACAGCUGAAGAUGUUGCUAAUAAUUUUGUGAAGGCAUUUAAAGGCCUUCAACAAAAACUAUUUCUCGAUGUCAGAGACCGAUUUGAGCUGUACAUUUGUACUAAAGAUGUGAUGCCUCUUCUUCCAACAUUGUAUGCUUCACAUACUUUGCAUCGGUUUUUAUCCCCUUUUCAGCUUCUUGAAUUAGUGGAUUGGAUGUUCAGUAGGGACAAGGUGGAUGAUUUGCCAAUUAAGAAAUCCUCAUUAUUUGUUGGAUGUUCCUUAGCUGCUGAUGCUUUCAGUGCUUUAUCCAUUUAUUUUCAGCAGUCAACUGAAAACAGGGCACCAUAUGAUUUGUUUUGGGAGAUGAGUCAAAAGAAUAUGAAAACUGAUAUUUUUGAGCAGAUUUACAGCAAGGUAGUUGACUUUUCUGUAUGUUUUGAAAUAGAUAGUGCAGAUAGAUGCUUGCUUGAAGCUGUCAAUCUCUUGUAUAAGCAGAAAAUUGUGCAACAAGAAACAUUUCAUCCUUUGACGUCGGUCAUGUGGAAAAUUAUAAUGGUUACUCCAUUGAAAGUGCUUUUCCAUUGCAUUUACAAGACGAAUGCUAAGAAAGCUGCAUUUUUACAUAUUCUUACUGAAUUGAGUUCCCUGCAUUCAUUGAUCUUUGGGCAUUUAUUUUUGGGUACAGUGAAUAAAAGUAUACAUCAUGAUAUUGGUGUGAUGGAACAUACCUUUGAUCCUACUCUCUCAGAAGAUCAGUUUUUGCUGCUUCUACCGGCCUCUUUGUCAUACUUCAGCUUAAUUUCUAAAAGACUUAGAGAGCAGAGUCACAAAGAUUUUGAACAUAUACCUUACUUUUAUUCCAAAAUUCUCUUAAAAGGUUUCAGUCAGUGGAAGAGCUUUUCCUCAAAAGAUAUAUUUGAGGAACAAUACGGGGAAUUCUUUCCAUCAUCUGCUCAAGAACUUCUCCGUCUUAUUGAUCUUAGUCUUCUUGGGAAAUCAAUUCAUAUGUUGAAGUAUCACUUUGCUCUUAAUGGGCCAAUGAAACUGAAAAAGCGAUUAAAUCUAUUCAAAUCCAUUUGCCCAAAAUUUGCUUCACAUGAUGACCUGAUGGACUGUGAUUGUCAAGUUAUUGAUAGUUAUUCUCUGCAUCAGUCUUUGAACAUCAUCAACCGUGUUGUUGCAAAGAUAUCACUUUGUAAAGUAUUAUUGUUUCAUGAAGAAGCAGGUGGGAAUUUCAAAGAUGUUGCUGUGAAAAUGAAAAGCAAAUUGGGAAGAUCCAGGAUACGUUUCAUAAAUAUUUUGGUGGAUAUUUGGCAGUUUAUUGUUAAGAAAUUUUCAUUAGCCUCUGAUCAAUCUAGAACUCCAAAAGGCACAAACAUUUCAUUGUUAUAUAAUCACUUGGAAGGUUUUUUGUUGAAGAAUAUUCUUGAAUUGGCUGGAGAAAUGCAAAAUGAUCUUAUUCAAUUGCAAGCCAUUUCCUUCCUUGAACAAUUAAUCAGAUCUGCUCUUCUCUAUAGGUUUGGUGAUUUUACAACAAUGAAAACUCUCCGAGUUAUAUUAUCACAGCUUAGCGAGGGGAGGUUAUCAUAUGAUUUAUAUCUUCAGUUGUUGCUCGCUCAUUCUCAGUUUGCCCCCACUCUCCAUUCAGUGUGCAAGCAAGCAGGUUCCUUUUUGAAGCCUGUAUCCAGCAUUCUGAAAUGUCUUGUGAUUCCUUCUCUUGAUCAUUGUGAAAAUGAUGUGAAACACAGAGGGCUAAUGACCGAGCUCUCUAGUGGACCAUUGGAAAUUGUUAAAAUGCUUUGGAUACUCUUACGGGUUAAGGCUCAUCAAAUUGAUUUGGAUAAUGGAAAUGAUAUUAAUGUAAAUUUAAAAGAACUGCAUGCUCUGCUUUGUCAUUCUUAUGGUGCAACAGUCAACUGGAUUGAUUUGGAGAUAUACAAUCUGAUGCAACACAUCGAGUCUAUGAGUGGCCUGUUGUCUCAGAAUGUCAAGUUAGAUUCAGAAACAAUUGAAAAAUGGUACAGAAGCCAGCAUAGUGACACCUUUCCGAUUGACCCUGACAUAUGCGUGUCAACAGUUCUCUAUUUUCCCUAUGAUAGAACUAUCUUUGAUGAGCUACCAUCUGUAAACAAGAUUGAACCAGAUACUGUUAGGAAAAAGGUACUUCAUUCUCAAGUUGAAGAUAAAGAACGUUAUGAUCCUGUAUUUAUAUUGCGAUUUUCAAUUCAUAGUCUCUCAAAGGCUUAUAUAGAGCCUGUGGAGUUUGCUGGUUCAGGGUUGCUUGCGAUUGCAUUUGUUAGCAUGUCUUCCCCAGACCAAGGGAUAAGAAGAUUAGCUUACGGCACUCUUGAUAAAUUUAAGAAUGCAUUGGAGUGCCAAAAGAAGAAGGAUGUUCUGGGACUUCGGCUUCUAUUAAAUUCUGUUCAAAAUAGUAUAGAAGAGCCAUGGCAAAGAAUCCCGUCAGUUAUUGCUUUAUUUGCUGCAGAGGCAUCUUGUGUAUUGUUAGAUCCGGCACAUGGUCAUUAUGCAGCUAUAAGCACAUUUUUGACACAUUCAUCCAAGUUGAAUAUGAGGGUUAUACCUAUGUUUGAUAACUUUUUUUGGAGUACCUCUGUCAAUUUCAAAGCAGAGAGGUCUUGGAUGCUUCGGCUAGUAUAUGCAGGGAUGAACUCUGAUGAUGAUGUUGCAUUAUAUAUCAGGAACUCUAUCCUUGAGAAGCUAAUGAGCUUUUACGUUUCUCCUCUUUCAGAUUUUGUGUCAAAGAACCUGAUUAUUGAGGUGAUAAAGAAAUCAGUUAAAUUGCAUAAGAUUACCCGUCAUCUAGUGAAGCAUUGUUCUUUAUUUUCAUGGUUUUCGUCUCUCAUCUCAGUUGCCAGACAGAGGCUUAAGGUAGAUGAACAUAAACUUUUCUUGAAGCAUGUGUUGGUAGCAUUGAAGGUUGUCAAUGAUGUUAUUUCAUCAGGAAGCAUCUCCAAGUGGUUGCAAAAUCAUGGCCUUGAGCAGCUCAUGGAGCUCUCAUCCAAUCUAUUUAAUUUCUUAUUCCAUGAUGCAACAUUGGCAAAUGAAACUGUAGUACUAGUUAAUCCUUUUCUGCAAAUGAUAGCAUCAGUGUUGAAAUUAUCUCAAAAAAGGAAAAUAUAUCAGCCUCAUUUUACCCUAUCAAUUGAGGGCGUGUAUCAGAUGUACCAGGCUGGAAGUGCGUGUAAUCAAGCCACAAAAAGCAUUAAACCGGAGCUUGCUCUUGAGGCCAUAAUUAUGAGUGCACCUCCUGCUUCCAUUUUCUUGAUGAAUCAGGAAAGGCUGCAGAGCUUUCUUAUCUGGGCAACUACAACUGCUUUACAGUCCAAGUCUUUACAAAGGCUGGGGUCCACUGAGUCUCAGUUCUUAAGAAAUAAUUUAAGGGAAGAUUUUCAAGAGAACUCAGUAGUUUCUACAUUUCUACGUUGGUUAAUAGCAUCAGUAAUCAUUGGCAAGCUCCAUAAAAAAUCUUAUAAUUGGGAUUCAGAAUAUGCUGAGACACACAACCUUGAAUCCCUGCAUUCUUUACUGGUGCAUGUCAAAAAUACCUCCGGACAAAGAAAUGAUAUUGAUAUUGGUGCUGAGGAGGUACUAGCUUCAACAAUCUUCCAUCUCCAACUGCGUCUUGGUGUCAAUCAUGAAGUGCUACCAUCAGUUGUAUGUGCUCUUUGUCUCCUGAUGUUUGGUGCCUCUAAAUUUGCAGUUAGCAGAACUGAUUUAUUGAAAGACUACAACGCAUUAAUAGCAUCACACAGUUCAAGGGUACAAUGUCCUCCUGAAGCUAAUCCAACUUGGAGAUGGUCGUUUUAUCAGCCAUGGAAGGAUGAUUCUCUGGAGCUCACUGACUCACAGAAGAUGGAGGAAUAUCAUGCUUGCCUGACUUUGUUAGUGAUUGUCUCUAAUGUUCUUGGUGGAAAGAAAUUAGAGUCGGCUAGUUUAUCCCCUGUAGAUUUAGAGAAAUCUGGCUUAUUCCAAUGGGAAAGAAGUUUACUAAGAAACUGAGAUUAUACGUGAGUUAUUAGCUUUUCUUUUUGGGGACGUUAGUAAGUGUACAGUUAGUGUCAAAGUAACGAUAUUUGAAAAUGCAAGUUUUGCCUAUGGAAACAGGCCAUCUUUUAUGCAUUUGAUGGCAAUAUACAAGUUAAAUUAAAAUUUUGGUCCUUAUAUGUGAUGUUUAUUUUAAAUUUAGUUUCAAUGUGGUUUUUCAUA